This is a messenger RNA of Fonsecaea multimorphosa CBS 102226, 855 nucleotides long. RefSeq lists its product as uncharacterized. The record is from RefSeq and is a predicted model, not a curated record. NCBI's taxonomy places the organism in Eukaryota, Fungi, Ascomycota, Eurotiomycetes, Chaetothyriales, Herpotrichiellaceae. Bases 1 to 855 code for a protein of 284 amino acids. The transcript has 3 exons.
AUGGCGUACAACCAGAAUCCAGGCGGCCAGUACUAUGCCCAGCAACAAUAUGGCUCGAACGUUCCAUACCAAGACCAGGGCCAGUAUCAAAAUCAAUAUCAGAAUCAAUACCCUCAGCAGCCGCAACAACAGCACCAUGCUCCUCAGGGAGGGCCGUCGACCGGGGGAAUGUUUGAUUCAAGCUGGCAUUCAACAGUGGAUGGCAUCUCGUAUUCGAUCACUAACCGUGACACGAACGCCAUGCUGAACGUGCGCAUUCCCCGGGAUGUCGUCAUCAGGAGCAAGCCUGGGGCCAUGAUUCAAAUGACUCCAACCAUCCUCCUCCAGGGGAAGAUAAAGUUCAGCAUGAAGAAACUGUUCACGGGGUCACAGUUGGCUGAAUCCACGUACACUGGGCCUGGAGAAGUAUCCCUGGCACCUACUUUGUUUGGUGAUAUAUCCGCCAUACCUGUUCGUCCAGAUGAGGGCUGGAACCUCGGGAAGGAAGCUUUUCUGGCGUGCACGAGUGGGGUGGUGAGGGAUACAAAGAGUCAGAGCCUCGGAAAGGCUUUCUUCAGUGGAGAAGACUUGUUCAUCUACCACAUCUCUGGCCAGGGAACACUCUGGGUCACAUCCUUUGGUGCUAUUGUCGCCCGAGACCUUCAACCCAACGAACAGCACAUCGUGGACAAUGGUCAUCUUGUCGCGUGGAACUGUCAAUACGCAAUUGAAAGGGCCGGAAGGGGCGGCAUGGACAGCGUGAAAACUGGCGAAGGUUUGGUCUGUCGAUUUACAGGCCCCGGCAGGAUUUACAUCCAGAGCAGGAACCAUGACGAGUUUGGUGAAUGGGUUGCUUCGCGGACUUCAAGCUCAUGA